AUGCACGCCCGCAACAUCCUCCUCUUUGCGUCCGUUCUCCUUCCAGUCAUCGGCGCACCUGUGCCUACAAAAGAGACCAACUCCAUUCAGCAACGUAGUGCCAACGUCGUGAGCCAACUAAGCUCAUAUGUCUCCAAACGCGAUCCGCUCAUCGAGAGAAUCCCAGAGAAAGCGCUGAGCGACAUUGUUUUCGAGACCAAGCGUGAUGCCGAUGCAGAGGAUACCCCAGCCGUUGGUGGAGAUGAUGACUUUGUUGAAGAAGAAGAAGAGGAUGAUGUAAUCGAUCUUGAAGUUGACUCAAGUGAGGUUGAUCCAACAAAGAGAGGACUGCGUGGCAAUAGUGGUGCGGGUGGUGGUAAGAGGAGUAUUCGUGGCAACGAUGGUCUCAGUGGUGAUAAGAGAGAUAUUCCCGAAGCUAUGGUAGCAGCUCGGGGUGUCCGCCCAGGCAACGGAAACAACCACAAGACGAGAGGUGUGCGUCCAGGUUCCGGCAACAACCCAAGGGGCGUGCGUCCAAAGAAGGGCAACAACCAAAGAGGCGUGCGUCCAGGCCGCGGUAACAAUCCAAGGGGUGCGGCGGCAACAACCAAAGAGGCGUGCGUCCAGGCGGCGGCAAUAACCCCAGGGGUGUAG
Messenger RNA from Alternaria rosae, 633 nucleotides. RefSeq lists its product as uncharacterized. NCBI's taxonomy places the organism in Eukaryota, Fungi, Ascomycota, Dothideomycetes, Pleosporales, Pleosporaceae. Bases 1 to 633 code for a protein of 210 amino acids. The transcript has 3 exons. The record is from RefSeq and is a predicted model, not a curated record.